AUGCCUCAAAAAUCCUCGAACCGCAAAUCUUACCAAAAUAUUCCAAGUGAUGAUGAAUCCGGUAAUAGUCCUGAUCAAGAUGGGGGAGAUGACAUUGUUCAAAUUUUCACCGCAUUUAAUAAUUUAAAAGAUCGUAUGGAAAAGAGGGUAAAAGACAAACAACGAAAGCUUUCCUCAGAAUGUGACUCAGUGAUUCAACAAAUAUCCGAAUUUGCCCAUGAGCUUGUAUCAAGGCAAAAACAAGAAAUUGAUGCCAAAAUUAAUGAAUAUAAACGUAAAUAUGAAGAAUUAGAUGAAGAGAAGCUCACUAUCGUCAAAAAGUUAAGAUCUGAGGAAGCAAAAUAUUUGCAAUUACAUGAUUCGAUUAUUUGUGAACUUGAUAAAAUUGAUCUUGCUCAAAUGGAAACAAAUCAGGAAUUUGAAAAAAAAUACUUGUCGUUUAUUGACG
Messenger RNA from Cetraspora pellucida, 448 nucleotides. The record is from the annotation of a GenBank genome assembly. NCBI's taxonomy places the organism in Eukaryota, Fungi, Glomeromycota, Glomeromycetes, Diversisporales, Gigasporaceae.